AUGAAGGACUCUGCUACCUUACCCGUAACGACCACCACUUCAUGUCGCCUCCUUUCUCAACCAGCGGCACCCACCAAGCCGAACGAGAAUAUCCACAACUCAGAGUUUCGCAUGUCGGAAUCUGGCAUCUCAGAUUCACGAAGCACCAGCCCCAAACCCUCCUUCGGUUCUUUCCUCCAGCACAACCGCCCAUCCAGCAUGUUUAGUAUCCUGCGCAACAAGUCAAAACCGAACUCCACUUUAACCACCGCAGCUACUCCCAAGAAGGGCAAGGAUGUGAUUGAUCCCAUGGACGGCAAAACCAAGGCAUGCGACCGCGCGAAGACGUUCGAGACCUUUGUUGAUGGCGAGCAAUUGAGGGCAGAUCCUGGGGUGGCGGAGCAAGUGGGAACGACUAGCGAUGUGAAGAGGGGGCUGCGGAAGGUGAGGGGAUGGUUUGGAAAGAAGAAGGGGGAUGAGGAGCGCUGA
This is a messenger RNA of Didymosphaeria variabile, 468 nucleotides long. RefSeq lists its product as uncharacterized. Bases 1 to 468 code for a protein of 155 amino acids. Lineage: Eukaryota; Fungi; Ascomycota; Dothideomycetes; Pleosporales; Didymosphaeriaceae. The transcript has a single exon. The record is from RefSeq and is a predicted model, not a curated record.